GAAUGAAUGAACUCAAUCAAGAACUCUAAGUUAUCAACAGACGAGGAAACACAACACCAUCUUAUUAAUUAGUAAACCUUUCUCUACUACCCAUUCAGACUCUGAAAUAUCCUCACACCAUGAACCGCUCAAUCGAGCAGACGCUGCUCUCUCUGCUGCCGACUCACAACUCGGACCUCCCCGAGUCUCUCACCCAACUGGCCAGCUCACUGCUCGCCCAGUCCCGAAACCGCGCCAGCACUCUCAAGGCCGAGGAGGAAGUCGCCCGACUCUAUGCCUGCGCCAACCUAGCCUGCGACAGGCUCAAGAUCAGCCUCAACCUCCCCCCGAUUGACCCCCGGCCACCCAUCCCCCCGCGCAUCUACAAGCGCCUCUACAACCACCUCGACAAGAUCCUCCCGGCCACCGCCUCCACGCCCAGCCGCCACACCCCAGGCGGAACCGCCCUCGGCAGCGGCCGCAUCCGCACCCCGAGCUCCAAGCUCCGCGCCCAGCAGCAGCAACGCGACGACCACAACACCUCCCCCCUCGCCAACAAAUCCCGAACCCCCACAGCUACCACCACCACAACUACAGCCACCACCCCAACCAACCGCAAACAAAAAGAGAAAUCCCUCGCCGACCUCCGCAACUCCCACCAAACCCCCAACCGCCCCACCCCCCAAAAAACCACCCCUCCCCUCCCCCCCUGGAUACGCCCCACCCUCCGGCACCUCCUCGCCACCCUCGGCCCUUCCCGAAUCGGCCCCGUCGUCGCCUCCGCCGUCGAAUCCAUCCUGGCGCCGCGCGGCCGGCCCACCACCGACGCGUGGGCGCGCGCCAACAUGCCCGCCGUGCUGGGCGCGCUGUACCUGUUUGUGUGGCGCGGCGUGGAGUGGCCUGGUGGAGAGGCGGUGGAGAGGGGGAGGUAUGUGGGGAUGCGGAGGGAGGUUGUGGGUGGGUUGAAUGGGGUUAGGGGGGAGAUUGGGGGGGAGGUUGGGGGUGGGGUUAAAGAUGGGGGGGAUGGGGAUGGUGAUGGGGAGGAUGAGGCGUGGGAAGGGUGGAGAGAGAUUGGCGUGGCCGAGUUGGAUGAUGCCGCUGUGAGGGGGAGGAGGCAUGGGUGGUUUGAGAUGGGCUGGGUUAGUGGGGUGGGGGAUUUGGUGGAUAGGGAGGCGAAGAGGGUGGAGGAGGAGGAAGAGGAGGAGAGGGAUGGAGAGGGUGAUGACAACAACGGGGAGGUGGUGCAGAUCCGGAGGGCUGAUACCAUGUUUCAGGAGAGGUAUGACUAUCUCGGGGAGAGGAAGCGCAAGGCGUAUGCGGAGUGGAAGGAAGGUGUGCUCAAGAGGAUCAAAGAGUUGGAGGCGAGGUAG
Messenger RNA from Chaetomium fimeti, 1349 nucleotides. Its product is annotated as origin recognition complex subunit 6-domain-containing protein. Lineage: Eukaryota; Fungi; Ascomycota; Sordariomycetes; Sordariales; Chaetomiaceae. Gene Ontology annotation, molecular function: DNA binding. Gene Ontology annotation, biological process: DNA replication. The transcript has a single exon. Gene Ontology annotation, cellular component: nuclear origin of replication recognition complex. Bases 120 to 1349 code for a protein of 409 amino acids. The record is from RefSeq and is a predicted model, not a curated record.